Cantharellus anzutake is the source of this 1761-nucleotide messenger RNA. RefSeq lists its product as uncharacterized. Bases 229 to 1329 code for a protein of 366 amino acids. The record is from RefSeq and is a predicted model, not a curated record. NCBI's taxonomy places the organism in Eukaryota, Fungi, Basidiomycota, Agaricomycetes, Cantharellales, Hydnaceae. The transcript has 5 exons.
GGUUUGGUAGAGGCUGGGAUCUUGCCUAAUCGAUUACUGUGUCUAGACAUCAACGCAUAAUAUCCUUCUACCACUCUCCGAGCCUUCCGUGCCCCCCGCGCGUGUGUGUUCGUUACUGCGACUUCCACGCGAGCGCAGCCCCGGCCCCGUCACAAUACUUUCACGAUAUUUUUUGCGGAUGAUGAGAGUACGGCAUAUACCGAUUUUCACACAACGAAACCAUCCAUUAUGAAUUCAACCCAGGAAUGCGGCGAGCCUCUGACCAUAGAACAUGAAAUCACCCUUCAGUGGUUUACCGAAUCGAUCGGUUUCAGACUCAAAUCUGAUUUGAUUCGUGUUGGCUUUCUGGAGGGUGCGAGCCCUUACGCCGACUCACUCUCUGGGGCCAUGGAGUAUCUCAGGAACCUUCGAAGCCAGUGGAACACCGGAAAAUUGGGACUUCCCUCUAACUGGAUGUUCUCCAAAGCUCAGCUCGAACAGCCAAUAAUAUCCCUCCUUGAGGAAGAAGGCCCUUUUGUGUCCCAAUUAAUGGUUGGCGCUACAUUGGCACCCAUUCAGCACAUGCUAUCACCACUCACACCUGAAGAAGUUGAUUCGCGGUACGACUCGCCCGUAGAUUUACAACCCGACUUUUUACUAUCCACCGCCCGCGUGUUCUUUCAACCUCACUGGACAACAGACGAGAGACGUCGCCGAGUGAUUGGUUACUUGAAUCGCGAUACGAGAUACGCUUCGAGCCAGCUCCAUUCAUUGCUUAUGCAUAACGGGGGCGACGUAUCCUUUGGUGAUAUGGUCAUACAUCCUCAGUUGUGUUUCCCAGAAGAAUUUCAGCCUUCUCAGCCGCCGGACCGUAUCCAUUUUUGCAUUGUCAGGCAUCUCAUCACACCACUGAUGGCUGACUCAAAGCGGGUUGAUCAACAUCUCCCCGUGUCUUUUUCCAACCCUGCUUUAAUCACAGGUGCCUUCGAAUCUGGCAGCGAGUCGGUGUCAUCCGAAACUCUUGAAAAUGUCUUUCAUGUGGUCCGCGGUAGUCUGGCGAGCUUAAUGUUGGCGUCGUUCGUGCGACAACUAACCUCACCCCGGGGGAGUGGAUUCUGGUCGAAAGUCGGGUUGUCUCACGCUCCUAGCAUUCAUUCCAUUCUGGGACGAAGCCUCAGGAGAGUAUCUCAUAGCAUCCUCAGAAUUGGACACAUUCCGCUUCGGGCAGUAUCCACCAGAGGAGGAUCAAACCGAAGAACUCAUGACUGGCCCGAACUCUCCUUAUCUCGAACGUGUCCGGCUGUUUCUUGCGUUGAAAACCAUAUCAAAGCAUGCAUUCCGACUGUGUGACAUCUUUGAUGCUCCGAUGUCAUGGCCACCCUUUGAUGUUCGUGAAACAGAACAGAAGUGGCACCUUCUCUAUCUUCCAGAGGAUAGACGCACAGAGGCGCUGGAUGAUACCUCCCACUUCGAUAUCAGAGAAGCGGAGGCCUAUGCUCAGGAGGAGGAGGCUGAAGAACUGGAUGAGGACGGCAUCUAUGAUCUCAGCAGUAACUCCGAUACGGACGAAACUUCCAUCUCCACAACCACUGAUCCUAGCCUUGCUUACCCACCCGUUGACACUACCCCCAUUGGAACCUGGCUGGACGCAGUGUGGACCAAAGAGUGACAGCCCUCGGAGGGGCCUCAAUGACUUUGGCGGUCAUCCUGGAACCUUAUCUCAGUCCAUUUUUUUCAUACUCACCCCGCGCUUUCCUCGAAUAUCUGAUCUUCAUUAUGUUC